Molecule: messenger RNA, 1203 nt
Organism: Exaiptasia diaphana
Lineage: Eukaryota; Metazoa; Cnidaria; Anthozoa; Actiniaria; Aiptasiidae
Product: citrate synthase-lysine N-methyltransferase CSKMT, mitochondrial-like
Exons: 2
Coding region: 13-789 (258 amino acids)
Source: RefSeq, a predicted model, not a curated record
ACGGYGCGUUUUAUGAAAGUMGGAAUGAUGCAUUUUAUAUCUCUUUACAGAUGGUAUUCGAGGAUUUGUUUAGGCCAUCAUUUCCAAGAUAUUAAGCUCUUGAGUAGCAGACAUUUAAGCUCUACCAACAGUAUAGACCUAUCUAGAAGAUCAUAUUGGGAGAAGUUUUAUGUACAGUUAAAUAACAAGAAUUUUGAGUGGUUUCUAGGCUAUGAAGAUCUUAAAGAACAUCUCAAUAAUGUCCUUAAAGAAGAUUCAAAGGAAAUACCCAGGAUUCUUGAAAUUGGCUGUGGUACAUCUAAUUUAAGUUUGCAAAUAUUUACUCAUCUUCAAGGUAGGUGUAUUAUUCAUUGUGUUGAUUUCUCCAAGGAGGCUAUUCGAAUCAUGAAUUCACGCCUUGAGAAACUGACAACAGAAAGGAGAAUAUUUGCACAGUGUAAAUCAGGARAACUAGUAUCUUUCCAAGUUGCAGAUGCUCGUUCCCUUCCCUUCAACAAAGAACAAUUCCAUCUUUUGAUUGACAAAGGAACUUCUGAUGCUAUUUUGCGAGCUGAAAAUGGAGAGGAGGAAUUCAUUAAAACAGUGACUGAAAAUCUCAGGGUUUUACGAAAUGGUGGGACUAUUGUGCAGGUUUCAGAUGAAGGUCCUGAAUCUCGGAUGGAUUUGUUAGACAAGGUUACAAAAUCCCAUCCAGGAUGUUCACUCAAUACUCGAUGCAAAAACUUGGGAUGCUUUCAAGGAAUCGAGUAUUUCUUUUAUACAAUUAAUAAAAAACUGAUCCAAAAAUAAAACUAACUCAUGUAGUGUACAGAAAAAUAUGAAAUAGUAAAAAUGCAUAUCAAAUUUCCAAUGAGCAUGUGCAUUGCACAACAAUUCAAAAUAUUCUAUCCCACAUGGAAGAACAACUAGUCUGACAACAGAUAUGAACUGAUUUACAAUCUAGCAAAGGUCAAUGAUUUAUAAUGUGAUAUUGAGACUUUUACAAUUUUUGGGUUGUGAUCAAGUGCUGAUGAAUUUUUUUUAUCUGAUAUAGAACUGAUGAAUAAAACAUCAGUAUUUUAUCAUGAUGUACAAGCUCAAUCAUGUUAACAAUGAAACAAGUUCCCUUGGAAUGAGAGAUAAUGCAUCAUAAAUGAGUUCUAGAAGUUUUCUAUAGAACUCAAACUCGAGUUCUAUAAACAGCAUAUUUAGAAAAUUUCAUGU